AAGUUUUAGAGGUAGUGGAAGAAAAGUUUGUUUGUAUUUUCAUUCCUAAUCAUUAUGUCCACACACUAAAGGAUAUCCAUGCUUCCAAGGAGCUAAGCAAUUAUUAUGUUGUUGUAUUGAUUGGAGUUGGAAAGUCUAUUAAUAUAAUUAAGGGAAUUCGUGAGUGUGGUGGUGAUAAUAGUAGGAAACGGUUGGUGGUGCUUGAUGAACAAAACAAGAGAGAUAUUUUGAUUCCUGGACCUGGUGGAGCUACCAUAAUCAAAGGGGUUUUUGAGAAUUUCCGGUGUGAUAAAGGGGAUCGAGUUCGCUUCAAGUCUGAUGUAGUUGAAUUCCAUCAGAUGUCUGAGCUGCUAAAUCAAAAAUCAGCAGUACAUGGAAAAAUACCUUCUGCCUAUUUUAAUGCUCUUUUUGAUUUGAGUGGUGAUUGGUUUCGAGAUGCUUCUGACAUCAAAUCUCUUGCUUUUGAUUUUGAUGGGUAUUUCAUUUCUCUCUACUGUUUUCACUUGAUAGCUUCUCCACUUGUACUGCAAGAGGAAGUAAGAAGUCUGUUCCAGCUCAGUGGGAUCCCGCUGCAUUGUCUAGCCCAUGUGCAAUAUAUUCAACUCUUCCUUGGAGGGAGCUUUCUAGAACCACUCAUGAAGAAGACCCAACCCAACAAAAUCAUUAUUAUAUAUCAACAAGGGGAAGCGUUUUUUAUGACAGCUGCUAUCGUUCUCUAUUUUGGUGAUGUGCGGUUGCUUACUAUAAAAAAGGCAAGAAAUUGGACUAAAGAUGAACAAACACUGAAGCAAACAGGUUUUAAGCAGCAAGUGCGCAAUCCGGUGCCUUUUUGGUUGGCUCUUUUUGUGGAAGGAACUCAAUUUACCCAGACAAAACUUUUAGAAGCUCAGGAAUUCGCUAGGUCUAGAGGAAUUCCUAUACCGAAAAAUGUUUUGGUUCCUCGUACUAAGGACUGUGUCUCGCUGAAGGUGACAUCCCACGAGUCAAAUAUGAAGAAUUGCUGUGAGGUUUCGAUGCCUGAGCAGGUCAGUCGAAAUGUUGAUGAUUUCGGUCUCCUAUCAAUGGACGACUUCCCACUAACCAUGUUUAAUGUAUCACUCUUAAAUGCCUUUGUUGAGUGAUGACACAAGGAGACAUCUUUCUUUCAUCUUCCAUUUGGGAGAUAACUAUCACUUUGGAUGAUUCUACUCACUGUUCCAUCUCCCCAUUGUCAGUA
This is a messenger RNA of Vicia villosa (hairy vetch), 1216 nucleotides long. RefSeq lists its product as uncharacterized. The transcript has 7 exons. The coding region runs from base 339 to 1121 and encodes 260 amino acids. Gene Ontology annotation, biological process: plant-type hypersensitive response; regulation of salicylic acid mediated signaling pathway. NCBI's taxonomy places the organism in Eukaryota, Viridiplantae, Streptophyta, Magnoliopsida, Fabales, Fabaceae. The record is from RefSeq and is a predicted model, not a curated record. Gene Ontology annotation, cellular component: plasma membrane.